Molecule: messenger RNA, 1471 nt
Organism: Melopsittacus undulatus (budgerigar)
Lineage: Eukaryota; Metazoa; Chordata; Aves; Psittaciformes; Psittaculidae
Gene: SLC25A17
Product: solute carrier family 25 member 17
Exons: 9
Coding region: 31-1029 (332 amino acids)
Biological process (GO): transmembrane transport
Cellular component (GO): peroxisomal membrane
Molecular function (GO): ADP transmembrane transporter activity; ATP transmembrane transporter activity; AMP transmembrane transporter activity
Source: RefSeq, a predicted model, not a curated record
CAUGCGCGGGACCCGCCGGCGGGCGGGAUCAUGGCGCGGGAGGGUCUCGGCAGUGCCGCUAUAGAACCGGGGCGGCCGGCGGCCAAGCCCGUGAGCGCCGCGGCCAUGUCUUCCAUCGCCUCGUACGAGAGCCUGGUGCACGCCGUGUCGGGGGCCGUGGGCAGUAUGACUGCAAUGACUGUGUUUUUUCCUUUGGAUACAGCUAGACUUAGACUUCAGGUUGAUGAGAAGCGGAAGUCUAAGACAACACCAGCAGUCUUACUGGAAAUAAUCAAAGAAGAAGGCCUGUUGGCACCAUAUCGAGGAUGGUUCCCUGUUAUCUCCAGUCUUUGCUGUUCCAAUUUUGUUUAUUUUUAUACAUUUAAUAGUCUUAAAGGUCUCUGGGUCAAAGGUCAGCAUUCAACCACUGGAAAAGACUUGGUUCUUGGGGUUGUUGCAGGUGUAGUGAAUGUUCUCUUGACCACUCCUCUUUGGGUGGUGAACACACGUCUGAAGCUGCAGGGAGCAAAAUUCAGAAAUGAAGACAUCGUACCGACCAAUUACAAAGGCAUAAUAGAUGCCUUUCAUCAGAUAAUACGAGAUGAAGGAGUUUUAGCUUUAUGGAAUGGUACUUUCCCCUCCUUGCUUCUGGUCUUCAAUCCUGCCAUACAGUUCAUGUUUUAUGAGGGCUUUAAACGGAAGCUUUUGAAAAAGCAGCUGCAACUCACAUCUUUGGAUGCUUUUGUCAUUGGUGCAGUAGCCAAAGCAGUUGCCACCACGCUCACUUAUCCUCUGCAGACAGUGCAGUCAAUUCUGCGGUUUGGACGCCACAGGUUGAACCCAGAGAACCGAACUCUAGGCAGUCUUAGAAAUAUUCUUUACCUUCUUCAACAGAGAGUGAGGCGUUUUGGAUUAAUGGGACUCUACAAAGGCCUUGAAGCAAAGCUCCUGCAGACAGUCCUCACUGCUGCUCUUAUGUUUCUAGUGUAUGAGAAACUGACUGCUGCAACCUUCACAGUCAUGGGAUUAAAGCAUUCACGUAGGCAUUGAAAAAGGGACCUAUGCCAAAGAUUAUGGGGUCUAGAAAACACAUGCUGUUCUGAGACCAGACUGGGUACAAAGGGUGCUCACUUCCUCUAUUUCUUUUUACCCAUUUCCAUCUCCAUUAUUUGGAGAAAUUUGGAAUACACUCUAUAGGGCCUGGUAUCAGGAGUUCAGGAAUAGCCCAUUCCUUAUUUUUCUGUGGACUCACAGUGUUACGGAACAAAGCAGAGACCUUAUUUAAGCACUUGACAUGAGAUUUUAACGAUCUGGUUGACAUUCAUGGCAAGAACAAGUCUCACUUUGCUUUCUUGUUUUCCUUCAAAUAAUCCUCAGCUAUUCUUCUACCUUUACCUUCUGUCAGCAGCUGCUGGGGCUGGUUUUAUGUUAUUUUCCUUGUCCUGUGUUUAUGUCAAUUCUUACGUGGUUCAUUAAAAUAAUUCAUAAAGAA